CUCGCCUUUCCUCUUCACCCUGUACACCUCGGACUUCACCUACAACACAGACAGCUGCCAUCUCCAGAGGUUCUCUGAUGACUCCGCCAUUGUGGGUUGUGUGUCUGAAGGGAACAAGGUGGAGUACCGGUUGGUCAUCACUAGGGAUGGGUAUCGAUAACUGGUUCCUGUCAAGAACCGAUAAGAAAUAAUUCGAUCCACCGAUAUCAAUAGCCAUUUUGUUUAACGAUCCCCUUAUCGGUCCUUCAGUGGGAGGCUCGGCUGGAAUUUACGUCGACGUCACGUGACAUGCUGCACACCAGUCACGCUCGUCGUCAACACAGCAGCAGAAUUUUCCUAAACAAUGGCGGAGAGACCAGAGCGAGUGAAGCAGUCGAAAGCAUGGCUUCAUUUUGAGAAAAAGGACACUAACAGUGUGAAGUGCAACUUUUGCAGCGCUGUUAUAUCAUGUAAAGGUGGCAACACCUCAAACAUGCUUAAACAUUUGUUGACACAUGGCGUUAACUAUCAAGAAUGUCACAUGUUCGACAAGUUUCGGAAAAGUUCAGCCGCUGCAACUCCGCCGGAGAGCAAAGAUGGCCAGGGUAAGUUUUGCUUAUUUUCUGUCCUCCUGUAUGUUAAUAUUAGCAAUUUCAAUGACCUAUGCUGUAACAUUAUUUAACGUAAACAAAACAAAUAUUCUGUCAUUUGAUCCAUUUUAGACAAUAUUAGCGGUGGACCAAGCACUCCUGCUGCCUGCAGGGAUCCACCAUCUCCAACUUCACAUCCCAGCCCCUCGCCCCCUCCAUUUAGCCAGCCGACCCCGUUCACACUUGCCGCAAGAAGCAAGUUAUCACAGGACAUGAUCGAUGAAUGUCAUCAUGCACUCACCAAAUUCAUUGUGAAAGGUUUGCACCCUUUCUCAACAGUGGAGGAGCCAGCAUUCAGGGAGAUGACAAAGAAACUAUGCCCCAGAUAUAACCUGCCAUCAAGAGAUACCCUGUCCAACCAGCUGAUCCCCGCAUGGUAUAAUGUUGAAAAGGAAAAUUUACUAGAGGAUCUAAAGGAUGUUAAAAAGGCAGCAAUAACAGCAGAUGGGUGGACAAGUCUUAAUCAAGACCACUAUCUGACUGUUACACUACAUUAUAUUAAGGAUGGUGUAGUUAAAGGCAAGGUUCUUCAAACCAAAGCUGUCUAUCAAGCACAGACAGGCGCAGCAGUGGCAGAGGAAAUUGGCAACAUCCUAGACCAUUUCAAAGUCAGGGACAAAGUUGUGGCAGCCACGGUGGACAAUGCAGGGAACAUGGACGUGGCGUUGAAACGGCUUAAUGUCCAAAAGAUUGGAUGCUUUGCCCACACUCUGAACCUGGCAGCACAGAAGAUCCAAAAAUGCCAGACUGUGUCAAACUGGGUGGCAAGAGUCCGGGCAGUCGUGGUGUGGAUGAAGAGCUCCCACAUGGCCAAAGUUGUCCUCAGAGAAAAGCAGAAACUCCUCAACAAGCCCCAGCAUAUGCUCCUCCUGGAUGUGAGGACACAAUGGAACUCACUGUACUUAAUGGUGGAGAGAUUUUCUGAGCAGUUCCCUGCCAUUCAGGCUGCAUCUAUGGACCCGCGGCUGAAGAAGCUGAGUGGCAAGGAGAAAGUGGUGGAGAAGUUGGAUGGGGAGGACUUCAGGAAGGCAGAGGAAUUUGUGAAGCUGAUGCGCGUCCUCUAUACUUCCACCCUGUGUGUCUCAACUGACACAAAUCCAACCUGCGGGCAGAUACUUCCUAUUCUUGAAAAACUGGAGGGCACCUUUAUGGUUCAGGGGGAGGACUCUCCAUUUUCAAGAAACAUAAAGGAAAAGAUCUGGACCGAUCUCUCCACACGAUACCAGGAUGCUGAAGUCCUCACCUUCCUGGAAGAGGCUACUGCAACGGACCCACGGUUUAAAUUAAAAAAGGACACGGAUGACAUCUGGGACCGAUUAAAGGCAGUAGCAGUAAAUAGUCCAGUGGAGCAAGAGGUAUGAUAGUGAUUUAAUUGUGGCACAUUUCUAUUGUGAGAUUUCCUCAUGUUCCAUACACUCAUUGUUAUUUUCUCCUUAAGCCACCUGAGCAAGAAGAGAGGAAUCAACAGCCACGGUGUGAUGAUGAAGAGGAGGAAGAG
This is a messenger RNA of Thalassophryne amazonica, 2127 nucleotides long. RefSeq names its product zinc finger BED domain-containing protein 1-like. The transcript has 5 exons. NCBI's taxonomy places the organism in Eukaryota, Metazoa, Chordata, Actinopteri, Batrachoidiformes, Batrachoididae. The record is from RefSeq and is a predicted model, not a curated record. The coding region runs from base 842 to 1990 and encodes 382 amino acids.